Messenger RNA from Lolium rigidum, 1468 nucleotides. RefSeq names its product probable protein phosphatase 2C 36. NCBI's taxonomy places the organism in Eukaryota, Viridiplantae, Streptophyta, Magnoliopsida, Poales, Poaceae. Bases 1 to 1119 code for a protein of 372 amino acids. The record is from RefSeq and is a predicted model, not a curated record. Gene Ontology annotation, molecular function: cation binding; protein serine/threonine phosphatase activity. Gene Ontology annotation, biological process: protein dephosphorylation. The transcript is spliced from 4 exons.
AUGCUCGGCCCGCUCCUCAGGUUCCUCUCGGCGUGCGGCGGGACCUCGCCCCACGCCCCCAACGCCCCCGCCCCCGCCUCCUCCGAUGAGGCCCGCGACGGCCUGCUCUGGUGGCGCGACCUCGCGCGCUGCGCCGCCGGCGACCUCUCCGCCGCCCUCGUCCAGGCCAACCACGUCCUCGAGGACCAGUGCCGCCUCCACUCCGCCCCGCCCCUCGGCACCCUCCUCGCCCUCUUCGACGGCCACGCCGGCCACGCCGCCGCACGCUUCGCCUGCGACCACCUCCUCCCCAACCUCGCAGAGGCGGCGUCGGGCCCGCGGGGCGUGACGGAGGCCGCGAUCAGGGCCGCCUUCGCGGCCACGGAGGGGGCCUUCAUCGCCCAAGUCUCCGCCCAGUUCGAGUCCCACCCGGACGCCGCCACCGUCGGCUCCUGCUGCCUCCUCGCCGUCGUGCACGGCCGCACGCUCUUCGUCGCCAACCUGGGCGACUCCCGGGCCGUCCUGGGCAGAAAACCCAACCGCGGCGGCCAGGUCGUCGCCGAGCAGCUCUCCAGCGAGCACAAUGCCAACAUGGAGCCCGUCAGGGAGGAGCUCCUCGCCCAGCACCCCGACGACCCGCAGAUCGUCGCGCUCAAGCACGGGGUAUGGAGGGUCAAGGGCAUCAUACAGGUGUCGCGCUCGUUGGGCGACGCCUACCUGAAGGACGCCAAGUUCAACACGGACCAGAUCAAGCCCAAGUUCAGGGUCGCCGAGCCCUUCAGCAGGCCUAUAAUGAGCGCCGACCCGUCCAUCGUCUCCCGCACCCUUCAGCCGACCGACAGUUUCCUCAUACUUGCCUCCGAUGGCUUGUGGGAGCACCUGAGUAACCAGGAAGCUGUCGAGAUCGUUCACAGCAAUCCACGCGCUGGAAGCGCAAAGAGGCUCAUAAAAGCGGCUCUCCAGGAAGCAGCACGGAAACGUGAGAUGCGGUACUCAGACCUCAUGAGGAUCGACAAGAAAGUCCGCAGGCAUUUCCACGACGAUAUUACUGUCAUCGUCUUAUUCUUCAAUCACGAUCUAUUAGCAAAAGGAAAUGCUCCAGUACAGCCCCUUUCAAUCAGAUGCCCCUUAGAUAACUGAUCACGAGCUAGUUCGUCCAUGGAUGCUCUGUUUCUGUCAGCGGAACUCGGCUUCGUCAGUACACAGCGCAAUCAGCUUGCAGCAGUUUUCUUUCCGUCUAUGUUUUUCUCUUGCGCUUGCACAUAAAAUUUGACUACUUGUUAAAUUACCAGUUUUCCCCUAAAUUAUCAGUUUUCCCCUCUUAAAGAUGUCGGAUAAGUGUGGAUAUUCUUCAGGCCUGGAGAUUUGCCUAGAGCUUACGAGGGGACUUUUUUUCUUUCUAGAAAGAUGUUUAUGAGGGAACCUUGUUAAGGAUUUUGUAACCGAAAAUUGAUUCAGUUUCGUGCUUACAUAAAAUGGCUUAUUCUGA